This is a messenger RNA of Synchytrium microbalum, 1440 nucleotides long. RefSeq lists its product as uncharacterized. Gene Ontology annotation, molecular function: protein serine/threonine kinase activity; ATP binding. The record is from RefSeq and is a predicted model, not a curated record. Lineage: Eukaryota; Fungi; Chytridiomycota; Chytridiomycetes; Synchytriales; Synchytriaceae. Bases 1 to 1440 code for a protein of 479 amino acids. The transcript has 7 exons. Gene Ontology annotation, cellular component: nucleus; cytoplasm. Gene Ontology annotation, biological process: peptidyl-serine phosphorylation; endocytosis; signal transduction.
AUGCAGAAUAAUGGUGGCCAGCCAGCUGCUGCAGCUGGCUCGUCGUCGGCAACCACUCAUGCGCUCAUGGAUUUACGAGUCGGCAACAAGUAUCGCAUAGGACGAAAGAUUGGAAGUGGGUCAUUUGGUGACAUUUAUCUGGGAAUCAACAUUAUAAAUGGAGAAGAGGUUGCCAUCAAGAUCGAAUCCAUCAAAGCCAAACAUCCACAAUUAGAAUAUGAAGCACGAGUAUACAAGACUUUAGCUGGUGGUGUUGGAAUUCCCUUUGUUCGAUGGUUUGGCAUGGAGAAUGAUUACUAUUGCAUGGUCAUAGACUUGCUGGGCCCAAGUUUAGAAGAUUUGUUUAACUUUUGUGGACGUAAAUUCUCUCUCAAAACAGUACUCUUACUGGCAGAUCAACUUAUAUCUCGAAUCGAAUACAUCCACUCGAAAAACUUUAUACACCGAGACAUCAAACCUGAUAACUUCUUGAUGGGUCUAGGCAAACGAGGCAACCAAGUUAACGUCAUCGACUUUGGAUUGGCCAAAAAGUAUCGAGAUCCCAAAACACAUCUACACAUCCCAUACAAGGAAAACAAGAAUCUGACAGGAACAGCCCGAUAUGCCAGCAUCAACACGCAUUUGGGUGUCGAACAAUCACGCCGAGAUGACCUCGAGUCACUGGGCUAUGUGCUAAUGUACUUUUGUCGAGGAUCACUACCAUGGCAAGGGUUGAAGGCUGCCACCAAGAAGCAAAAGUAUGAUCGUAUCAUGGAGAAGAAGAUGACUACUCCAACAGAAGUGCUAUGCAGGGGCUUCCCAAAUGAAUUCAUUGUAUACUUGAACUACACUCGCUCGCUACGAUUCGAUGACAAGCCAGAUUACGCAUAUCUUCGCAAGAUCUUCCGAGACUUGUUCAUUCGCGAGGGCUAUCAUUAUGAUUAUGUUUUUGACUGGACAAUGGUGAAGGCUGAGUCUGAUGAUGCCAAACCCAAAACCGCAACACCUUUGGCCAACCCUGAACGAGCUACUCCAAUGGCAGAUGAGGAACUAGAAGAUUACAGGGCUGGUGGGUCAAGGGAUAAGAUCAACCAAUCACAGCAACCAGGUGCUCCACAAAGGACAUCAACCAAUGCGCCAGCCGCAGCCACUACUCUAGCGGCAGGCCAACGACGCUCGUCUGGACCACAAGCUGCCGUCACAUCCACUCGACCGUCGACCAGUGGUCCAACUGCAUAUGGCAACUUCCAACAACCAAACCAGUUUGCAACCUAUGGUGCAACCCCAGCCAAUGCACCAGCAGCUUACGGCUUCACGUCUGGUUCACCACCGGGUGGCAACACAUCACCGGGAGGCUAUCCAAGCGGCUCAGGAGGAGAUAUUAGGGCAUCACGAGUAGCUGCUGCUGCCACGAGUAAUACGAGAAAGGGCAGUGCAGGUGGACAAGGACGAGCAUACUAA